This is a messenger RNA of Fukomys damarensis (Damara mole-rat), 2037 nucleotides long. RefSeq names its product SET and MYND domain containing 2 (gene Smyd2). Gene Ontology annotation, cellular component: nucleus. The coding region runs from base 545 to 1837 and encodes 430 amino acids. The record is from RefSeq and is a predicted model, not a curated record. The transcript is spliced from 13 exons. Gene Ontology annotation, molecular function: protein binding. NCBI's taxonomy places the organism in Eukaryota, Metazoa, Chordata, Mammalia, Rodentia, Bathyergidae.
CGUGGGAGGAGUGUGUUGACUGUCGCGCACUGACAAGCGGCAGUGGAGGACUGCAGGAGAAGAUCCCUGUAUCCGCAUUAGAAGACGUCAGCCCACGGGUGCCCCUGCCCAGCGCCAGCUGGGCUGGUCUGCUCAGGAGGUGGCACAGGGAGGCCUGGUAUCAGGAUUGUGCCCCCUGCAGCCGUGGGAAUGCCUCUCGUGGUGCCAGCCUGUCCCGGGAGAAGGAGAGCACAGGCGGCUGACCCUCGCUCCAGGAGACGGUGCCGCUGGGUCCUGUGUGGUGAGAGUUGGUGGCUUAAGCCCUGGGCCUCUCACACAGCAGAGCCUGACUGUUAGGAAGCAGCAGGUCCCAGUCCGCUGGGACACAGGGAAGGGAGACAGCAGUGAACAGCCCCAAAUAGGUGACCCGGCACAGACGGGACCGGAGAAGCACACGGGGCGUGUUCACUGGCCAGAGCCAGCAGAACACGUGGAAGAACACGACUCUACUUGCUGGGUCACAUUAUGUUUGAAUGCAGCUUUGGGGACCAGUGUAGGUGACGGCAUGGUUGUUUAUUUCAGUACUGCCACAUGGUUUCAUUUAUUUCAGGGAGUGAAACUCAGGAAAGAAGGACUGUCGAAAUGUGGAAGAUGCAAGCAGGCAUUUUACUGCAAUGUGGAGUGUCAGAAAGAAGACUGGUCCAUGCACAAGCUGGAAUGUUCUCCCAUGGUUGUCUUUGGGGAAAACUGGGCUCCCUCGGAGACUGUACGGCUGACAGCAAGGAUUCUUGCCAAACAGGUCUUGCUGCACAUUUUGGACUGCAUUUCCAGUCACAGCAGUGUGGACGGGAUGGAGAAAUGCUCCAGGCGGAACCUGGUUUGUGGUGUGCACUGUGCAGUUAAGAAAACCCACCCAGAGAGAACACCUUCUGAGAAAUUGUUAGCCGUCAAGGAAUUUGAGUCACAUCUGGACAAGCUGGACAACGAGAAGAGGGACUUGAUUCAGAGCGACAUCGCCACGCUGCACCAGUUCUACUCCAAGCACCUCGGGCUCCCCGACCACGACAGCCUGGUGGUGCUGUUCGCGCAGGUUAACUGUAAUGGCUUCACGAUUGAAGAUGAAGAACUUUCCCAUUUGGGAUCAGCGAUAUUUCCUGACGUAGCGCUGAUGAAUCACAGCUGCUGCCCCAACGUCAUCGUGACCUACAGGGGGACCCUGGCGGAAGUGAGGGCAGUGCAGGAGAUCCACCCCGGGGAAGAGGUGUUCACCAGCUACAUCGACCUCCUGUACCCCACGGACGACCGCAACGACCGCCUGCGGGACGCCUACUUCUUCACCUGCGGCUGCCCGGAGUGCAGCACCCGGGACAAGGAUGAGGCCAAGGUGGAGACCCGCAAGCUCGGCGACCCGCCCCGGGCGGAGGCCGUCCGCGACAUGGUGCGGUACGCGCGCAGCGUCAUCGAGGAGUUCCGGAGAGCCAAGCGCUACAAGUCCCCUAGCGAGCUGCUGGAGAUCUGUGAGCUGAGCCAGGAGAAGAUGAGCUCGGUGUUCGAAGACAGCAACGUGUACAUGCUGCACAUGAUGUACCAGGCCAUGGGCGUGUGCCUGUACCUGCAGGACUGGGAGGGCGCCCUGCGCUACGGGCAGAAGAUCAUUAAGCCCUACAGUAAGCACUACCCACUGUACUCGCUCAACGUGGCCUCCAUGUGGCUGAAGCUGGGCCGCCUGUACCUGGGCCUGGAGAACAGAGCCGCAGGGGAGAAGGCCCUCAGGAAGGCCCUGGCCAUCAUGGAAGUCGCUCACGGCAAAGAUCACCCAUACAUUUCCGAGAUCAGACGGGAGAUCGAGGGCCGCUGAAGCCGCGCCUGGCCACCCCCGGCGGAGCCUUGCAGGGAGGGAAGAUGCCAGCCUUGCACGCCCAGCUGCCCGCGCUGCUGCCAGCCGAGCAGGUUCACUGCGAAGCUUCCUUGUUCCUGAGCGCCAAAGCGCAGCCGUUGCCCGCUCGCCUGCGGCCACGUUCCAGACGACCUGGGGAGCAAAUAAAAGCCACGUGCUGC